AUGGUUUACUGCGGGAAGCCCUCAGGGGGUUGUUCAAACUGUCGCCUCCGCAAGAUCCGCUGUGACCAGAAAGAACCCUCUUGUGGGCAAUGUGAGAAGCGAAAUCAAGCUUGCCCGGGCUACCGCAACCUCGUGGACCUCAUGUUCCGAGAUGAGAGCUCUCAUGUUAUCAACAAGGCCGCCAAGACACGUUCUCGACCAGUUGCUGCGAAAAAGGCACAGCCCACCGCCCAAAGUCAAACGCCGACAUCUCCGACACCCCUGUCCUCCACAGGGCCCUUGUCCUCCUCCACCAAAUCCUUGUCCAAGCCAUCCCCAGUUUUCGUGUCCGAAUCAGGUUCCCUUCCCGGCCCUGCGUCCGCUCCCGCUUCCAAAGCUCCGGCGAAGCGAUCCCGGAAAUCUACCGCUCGGUGUCGGGCUCCGGUCCUGUCAGCCUUGACAAACAAUCCUACCCUCCUGGGUGACGCUUUGUCCUCUGGGCUUCAAGAACAGGGAACUGCCUUCUUCUUUUCUCGCUACGUGACGGCGGAUUAUGGCUGGUCUCAGAAUUAUGCCUUCAUGUACGACGUAUGGAAGCCCCCAGACUCGAACCAAGCUCGAGUCGAUCCAGUGACCGUCAGCAUGACAGCUGUUGGUCUCGUAGGGCUAUCUCAAGUCACUGGUUGUUCCGAGACUAGGACACGAGCCCAGCAGAGCUAUGCUAUUGCCCUCAAGCUAACUCACGACGCCCUUCGCGACCCGGUUGAAGCAGUAAAAGACACUACCAUGCUUUCUGUCUUGAUCCUCGGCACCUAUGAGUUCAUCUCUGGAUAUAGCCCGCACACGAUGCGAGCAUGGCAGGAUCAUGUAAGUGGUGCCGCAGCCCUGGCACGCAUGAGAGGCCCUGGGCAGUUUCAAACCAAAGCAGGUGUUCGCAUGUUCCUCAUGCUCUGCCAUACCGUCCUCAUCAGCUGCAUUCAGAGUGGUCUUCCAAUGCCGCAGACUUUAAUUGACCUCCGGCGAGAGAUCCCCCCUGCGUACCAAUCCGGCGGACCGGCAUGGCUGGUCGCAGAACCCAUCUAUAGGGCACUGCAGGUUCGGUACGACAUCAAGACGGGCAAGCUCGCAUCUCUCGACGAGAUCGUGGACAAGGUGUCUACCGCCGAUGAAGGACUCGCUUCCAUUUUUUCCGAUCUACCGGAACCGUGGAAGUACCAUCAUGUCCAGCUGACGCAACCGGAUACUCGAGUCCUCGGAGAGACAUGCCAUGUCUAUACAGGACUUAUUGAAUCUACCACCUGGAACGUUGCCCGGGGUAUACGGAUACUUUUGGCCGAAGCCAUGAUCGAGCAGCUCUGCUUAGACAUUGGAGAAGAUGAUUUAUACGCGCUCUCAGAUUGCCAUCGCAAAUCGCUCGCCAAAUCGAUCACACUGCUGGACAUGCUUGGAAAGGCGAUUGUAGCCAGUGUUCCUCAACAUCUCGGCGUUGUUAGCAUCCGGGAUGUGCAGAAUCUCGGGGGAGAAGGGUAUGCGGUGGCAGUUCCUGCGAAGAAGCAGAUCUGCCGUGCUCUACUUGCCCCGGUUACACAAGAAGCGCGAGCCAGGUCUAAAUCAGAGCCGAUGACUAGCACUACUGGGUGUCUACCACUGUUUGAUCCGACCAAGUCCAAAGCUCAGAGCGAUAAUGCAGAGCGUUUCAUGAGCCUAGCAGGGGCCAACCACACUAUUGUCUGGCCUCUAUACGUCGUUGGCAUGUCGUCAGCAUGCACCCCUGAGACGAGACAGUACGCCAUCGAUAGACUGCAAGUCAUGCACAAGGAGACCGCCCUUAAACAGGCACAAGUCGUCGCAGGACUGUUACAGGAAAAGGUUGCGCCACCCACGCUCAGCACGGCGUUGUUGGAUGAGCUUCCCGCUGUCGAAAUCGGAACCCUACCUGCCAUGGUUUGA
Messenger RNA from Fusarium vanettenii 77-13-4, 1929 nucleotides. RefSeq lists its product as uncharacterized. The record is from RefSeq and is a predicted model, not a curated record. The transcript has 3 exons. NCBI's taxonomy places the organism in Eukaryota, Fungi, Ascomycota, Sordariomycetes, Hypocreales, Nectriaceae. Gene Ontology annotation, molecular function: zinc ion binding; DNA-binding transcription factor activity, RNA polymerase II-specific. Gene Ontology annotation, biological process: regulation of DNA-templated transcription. Bases 1 to 1929 code for a protein of 642 amino acids.